AUGUACAUUUUCAUCGGCAAUCUCUCUUUAACGGACAUCAUCAUUACAACCACCGUUCUCCCCAAGAUUAUAUCUGUGGGCUUACUCAAUGACAUUGCCAUUUCUUUCUCAGGCUGCUUCAUGCAGCAGAGCACCUAUCUGACAUUUCAGUCUAUUGAGGGAUUUUUGCUUGCGAUCAUGGGCUAUGAUCGCUAUGUGGCUAUAUGUAAUCCUCUACGCUACAAUGAUAUUAUCACUCUCAAGAUAUGUGCUGUGCUCAUAAUGUUUGCUUGCAUUACUGGAGUUGUCGUAAUCCUGCCAAUUACAAUGUAUGCUUCAACAUUGCCUUACUGUAGGAAGCACAUCAUGUUCUGGUUUUGUGAUUUCCCUCCUGUGAUUGCACUAUCCUGUUUGGACACAACAUCCCUACUGCUCUUAGCUCUAGUGAAUGCUUUAUUCGUAAUUAUGAUUCCUGGAUGUGUCAUUAUUUGGACAUACAGUAAAAUCAUUUUAACAGUUUGUAAAAUUAAAUCUGUGGAUGGCCGUAAAAAGGCCUUCUCUACCUGCUCCUCACAUCUCACUGUUGUAAUCCUGUUCUAUGGUGCACAUCUGAUUGUUUAUAUUAGUUCCACAGUAAAUAAUGAUAAUCCAAGUGUUCUCAUCUUGAUCUCCAUUAUCAACUGUAUCCUGACUCCUUUUGCAAACCCCAUCAUUUACAGCUUCAGAAAUAAAGAGUUAAAGACUGCUAUUCAGAAACACUUCCGUUUUCCUCGUUUACAUCCCCUGUAA
Messenger RNA from Conger conger (European conger), 768 nucleotides. Its product is annotated as olfactory receptor 10J1-like. NCBI's taxonomy places the organism in Eukaryota, Metazoa, Chordata, Actinopteri, Anguilliformes, Congridae. Gene Ontology annotation, molecular function: olfactory receptor activity; G protein-coupled receptor activity. The record is from RefSeq and is a predicted model, not a curated record. Gene Ontology annotation, cellular component: membrane. Bases 1 to 768 code for a protein of 255 amino acids. The transcript has a single exon. Gene Ontology annotation, biological process: G protein-coupled receptor signaling pathway.